AUGCGUCAACUUCUCUACGUGCAUGUAUUGCUAUGCUGCCUCAGUAUGGCUCAUCCCUUCUGUCCAUCCCAGUGCACUUGUGUUUUACAUGGACGGACCGAUGGAGCAGGAACAAGAUCUGUGGUUUGCAACGAUCCAGACAUGUCUGACGUCCCCAUCAACGUCCCAGUGGAUACGGUCAAACUUCGUAUUGAGAAAACCAUGGUACGGCGAAUACCAACAGAAGCUUUUUACUACCUAGUGGAGCUACGGUACCUGUGGAUAACUUACAAUUCCAUAAGCUCAGUGGACAGUGCAAGUUUCUACAACCUCAAAGUGCUCCACGAGCUGAGGCUGGAUGGAAAUAUGAUCUCCGUGUUCCCUUGGGAGUCUCUGAGGGAGACGCCGAUGCUGAGGACACUGGAUCUACACAACAACAGAAUCACUAAUGUUCCAAAUGAGGCGAUACCCUACCUCCUCAACAUUACCUACUUGGAUCUAUCCAGCAACAAAUUAGCCACCCUGCCAUCUGAUCUAAUGGACAUCUGGCCCCCCUUCAAUGGAGCCCCCAUCUUUACCAAUGCCUCCCAGAAAGUUGUGUUAGGCCUCCAAGAUAACCCCUGGUUCUGUGACUGUAAAAUCUCCAAGCUGAUUGAGCUUUCCAAAAUGACUGGAACACCAAUUAUUUUAAUGGACCUGUUCCUGGUCUGCAGUGGACCAGAGAAUCUGGCUGGUGUCCCUUUUCAGAGCACUGAACUUGACAAUUGUGUAAAACCAUCAGUCAUGGCUUCGGCAACCAAGAUCACAUCUCCUUUGGGCAGUAAUGUUCUCCUGCGAUGUGACGCCACAGGGUUUCCAACACCAUCUCUUUCCUGGAUUAAGUCAGAUGGCUCACAAGUCGACAGCACAGUCCAGGAGUCACCUGGAGAGGGCAUCAGAUGGUCCAUCAUGAGCUUGCAUGGAAUAUCGUUCAAAGAUGCCGGGAACUACAAUUGCAAAGCUAAGAAUGUUGCUGGCAACGCAGAAGGCACCAUAUCUGUCUCGGUUACUGGUUCCAUCAGUACCACCAUCGUUCCAUUGAGGACUAGCAUUGAAACUAAACCAACCAGCCAAGUCACAACAGUUAUUCCCCCAACGGAUACUCCCAACACGCCCACCACCAUGACAACAGUUAUCCCAACAAUAUCGACAACGUCUGCUGUCCCUAAGAAGCCGAAAACUACCACCAGCAACAGUUUACAAAAAAUCUCACUGAAACAAGCAAAAACCCAGCAAGGAGGUAAUGAGAGAAAGCUUGCAGCAGAUGAAAAGAGCAAAAAAAGCGAUGCAUCAAAGUCUGUCAAAGACCUUAAGAUUGUAGAGGAAACAGCUGACACUGCAGUGUUGCUCUGGGUGGACGAUGGGUUACCAAAUGAUGCCCCACUUACGGUUGUAUACUCUCCCUAUGAUGAGGACGACAUCAAAAGGACAGUGGAGACUAAUGCUGGCAGCGGAAAAGUGCUCCUAGAGGGACUGUCAUCUGGGACGAGGUACUCUGUUUGCCUCGUAGCAAAAGGUAGUGCGGCUGGAAAAGAUCCUUGCAUUGACUUCUACACAUUGGACAAUGUAGAGGGUGGUGGACAGAACCAGCUUUUCAUUAUCAUAAGCGGCGUCGCCUGUGCUUUGGUUUUGUCUCUUAUUGCACUGUUAGUCUAUAAGAUUAUCACUCUGUACCACAGUGGACGAGGCACAGCUUUGGACGAAGAGGAGCUUGGAAAAGAGAGCUAUGUAAAGUUUGAGACAAUUUCAAUGAAACACAGGACAUUAAACUCUCAUCCAACGCAGCUUUGGGCAAGGAGACCAACUCAUGAAUCAGAGCGCAUGCUCCUGUGCUCCAGGUCGAGCAUCGACUCCCAGAUGACAUAUAAGAGUGACUGUUCCAGGACUGAGUAUCUCUGCUGACAUU
Molecule: messenger RNA, 1924 nt
Organism: Cottoperca gobio
Lineage: Eukaryota; Metazoa; Chordata; Actinopteri; Perciformes; Bovichtidae
Gene: lrit3a
Product: info leucine-rich repeat, immunoglobulin-like and transmembrane domains 3a
Exons: 4
Coding region: 1-1920 (639 amino acids)
Molecular function (GO): protein binding
Source: RefSeq, a predicted model, not a curated record